CCGCUUAUUUCAGCAUGACUAACGUUCUGAGGUUUUACUUCUGACCAAGUUUUCCAACGCUGACAGUUCACAAAGAACUCUUCGAGUUUAUAUCCCGGUAGCCGGGGCAGGGCAUUACUAAUCUAUUCAUGUUGUUACUUAAAUCACCCCGGGUCGAGAUUUGAGUCAGUUGUGCAAAGGUCGGAUAAGGCAUCAUGGUCAAGAUCGCAAUCGCGGGCGGCACAGGAAACGUUGCGAGCGAGAUAGUGGAAGUUCUUCUCUCCAAGAAGAAACAUCACUUGGUAAUUCUCACUCGCAAGGAUACUCCUCCUGACGCUAUAGUCCACCCUGAUAUCACCUAUGUCAAGGUCGACUACAAGGACAAGGCCUCACUGACCAAUGCAUUGCGCGGGGUCCAUACUGUACUUUCCUUCGUCGUGGUGGACCGUGACCGCGGGAGCGUCUCACAAAAGAAUCUCAUUGAUGCAUCUAUUGAAGCAGGUGUAAAGAGGUUUGCUCCCAGCGAGUGGGGAUCGUCCAAUGUCACGGCGAUACCUUGGUACACAGAGAAAGAGACUGUCCGAGAACAUCUUCGAGAAGUGAACGGAGAGAAGAAGGUCCUGGAAUACUGCUUGUUCCAAUGUGGCCUCUUUUCAGAUUACCUUGCGUUUCCUCACAAGACGGCUAAACAUAUUACCCCCCUCUCGCUUCCUUUCGACUUCCAGAAUCGCCGUGCUAUCGUAGUGGAAGGUCGCAACGAUAUCGAUGGCUUGACCUUUACCAAAGCUGAGGAUCUCGCAAAUGUAGUCGCUGAGGCCAUAGACUUCGAAGGCGAAUGGCCUUUGGUCGGGGGCAUCCGUGGCAACUACCUUACAAUUGGACAGAUCCUGGUCUUGGGAGAGAAAAUCAGAGGGCAACCAUUUUCAGUCGAGACGAUCAAGUUGGAGGACCUCGAAACAGGAAAUAUCAACACGUCUUGGUUCCCUGUGGUCGGGCAUCCAUCUAUACCAAAGGAAGAAGUCGAGUCCUUCUCGAAGGUAGCGUUGAAAGGCAUUCUUAUUGGAAUCACGAAGGGUGCUUACACCAUCCGAACUGACGAUUGGGAUAAGCUCCUUCCGUCGUAUAAAUUCACGGGCGUCGAGGAGUUUUUAUCUGAGGUAUGGGCUGGAAAGCCCUAGAAGACCUUAUCUAGAUGUUCGGCGAAUAGUCACGAAUGCUCUCGAGUUGCUUAACGUCUCGGUCUAUUCUGAUGUGUAUUGUAGCGACCGAAGAUGUCGAACCUGAGGCUCCUCGUUCGCCUGGGUCGUAGCUUUACCCCG
Messenger RNA from Somion occarium, 1298 nucleotides. The record is from the annotation of a GenBank genome assembly. NCBI's taxonomy places the organism in Eukaryota, Fungi, Basidiomycota, Agaricomycetes, Polyporales, Cerrenaceae.